AUGAACUAUAGAGUGAAAGUAUACACAAUCGACACACCCUAUUCACCUUUUAAAGACCCACAUACAACUCUAGCAAGUCCUAACGCUCGACAAAUAGGUGGAGCUUUAGAAUCGCCAUACGUGAUCAACGCUAUCAAAGUUAGUAGAUUACUUGGUAAAGAAGUCUUAGUCUCAGCAUCCGAAAAUGGUGAAGUCUGUAUUUGGCGUACCGAGCACUUGGACGAAGCUCCCAUGGUUUUAAAUAACGAAAUAGCUACUUGGGGUAUAGCCAUUCAUGCAGAUCAAGGAUUAGUAGCGGUUUCUGCAAAUAAUAAGAUCAUCACCAUUUAUAAUAUAUUGGAAAUGACAAGAGACAAUCCGAUUUACGGUGGAUCCGACAACACUGGCAAUUUAUUGGGCAAAGAAUUAAAAAUCGAAUUAGUAGGCCAUGAGCAUAAUAUUCCCAAUAUCGAUUUCAGUGAAACAGGCAAGUAUCUUGCAAGUGCGUCUAUUGAUCAGACAUGUAGAGUAUGGGACAUUACCACAAGAAAAGUCGUAACACAAAAGAAAACCCCUUCUGUUGCCCACGCAGACGAAUAUGAUCAAUGGUAA
Molecule: messenger RNA, 591 nt
Organism: Mucor mucedo
Lineage: Eukaryota; Fungi; Mucoromycota; Mucoromycetes; Mucorales; Mucoraceae
Product: WD40-repeat-containing domain protein
Exons: 3
Coding region: 1-591 (196 amino acids)
Biological process (GO): transcription initiation at RNA polymerase II promoter
Cellular component (GO): transcription factor TFIID complex
Molecular function (GO): protein binding; RNA polymerase II general transcription initiation factor activity
Source: RefSeq, a predicted model, not a curated record